AUGUAUCCGAGAUUGGUGGCUGUGUACGACGGGGAUAGGGUGCUCGGAGAGGUGCAGGUGCACCUCCAUAACGGCGUCGUUUUAGGGCCCGAGCUUAGGGAAAUUCGGAUAUCGCACUACUCGCCGCCGAGCGAGAGGUGCCCGCCGCUCGCGGUGCUCCACACCAUAAACCCCGCCGGGUUAUGCUUCAAACUGGAAUCUGCGGCCUCCAAUCAAGACUCGCCGCUUUCGCUUUUGCAUGUCAGCUGUCUCAGAGAAAACAAGGCAGCUGUAGCAUCAAUUGGAGGAGGGGAGGUUCACUUAGUUGCCAUGCACUCAAGAAAGUUUGACAGACAGAUCCCGUGCUUUUGGGGCUACAGUGUGUCGUCGAGCCUAUACAACUCUUGUCUUGUGAUGCUGAACCUCAGAUGUCUUGGCAUCGUAUUUGAUCUUGACGAGACUCUCAUAGUUGCAAACACAAUGCGUUCUUUUGAGGACAGAAUAGAGGCAUUGCAGAGGAAGAUAAGUACAGAGAGCGAUCCUCAGCGUGUUUCUGGGAUGUUAUCAGAGGUUAAACGUUAUCAGGAUGACAAAAAUAUUUUGAAGCAAUAUGCUGAGAGUGAUCAGGUGAUUGACAAUGGGAAGGUUAUCAAGUCUCAGUCCGAGUUGGUUCCUGCUUUAUCCGAGACCCAUCAGCCUAUUGUCCGUCCUCUUAUACGGCUUCAGGAUAGGAAUAUUAUUCUUACUCGCAUUAAUCCACUGAUACGUGAUACUAGUGUUCUUGUGAGAUUAAGACCAGCAUGGGAGGAGCUUAGAAGUUACUUGACUGCUAGAGGACGUAAGCGGUUUGAAGUUUUUGUUUGCACGAUGGCUGAAAGAGAUUAUGCUUUAGAAAUGUGGAGGCUUCUUGAUCCAGAAUCGAAUUUGAUAAACUUGAAGGAGCUUUUGGACCGGAUUGUAUGCGUUAAGUCUGGCUCUAGGAAAUCACUAUUCAAUGUUUUCCAGAAUGGAAAUUGUCAUCCAAAGAUGGCAUUGGUGAUUGAUGACCGACUAAAAGUAUGGGAUGAGAAAGAUCAACCUAGAGUCCAUGUUGUUCCAGCAUUUGCUCCAUAUUAUGCACCUCAAGCUGAGGCCAACAACACUGUGCCUGUGCUCUGUGUGGCUAGAAACGUAGCCUGCAAUGUGAGAGGCGGUUUCUUUAAAGAAUUUGAUGAUGGUAUGCUCCAACGGAUUUCUGGGGUUGCAUAUGAAGACGAUAUUAAAGAAGUGCCUUCCUCACCUGAUGUCAGCCACUACUUAGUUUCAGAGGAUGAUCCUUCAGCUUUAAAUGGAAACAGAGAUUCCCUUGGUUUUGAUGGAAUGGCAGAUGCCGAGGUGGAAAGAAGAUUAAAGGAGGCUAUGUCAGCUUCUUCAUCUUCUCCGCCAGUUGCAAAUUUAGAUCCCAGAAUCACCUCCGCUUUGCAGUAUGCUCUGCCAUCCUCAUCUUUCUCAGUUCCUCCCAUAACAACAAUACAAGGGCCACCAAUGUCUUUUCCUAGUCAGCAAUUACCUCAAGUGACCUCACUCCAUAAACCGCUGGUAUCUCAACUUGGACAAAUAGAAUCUAACUUGCACAGUUCUCCUGCCACCGAAGAGGGUGAAGUUCCAGAAUCCGAAUUAGAUCCUGACACAAGAAGGAGAAUGCUAAUUUUGCAACACGGUCAAGACGUGAGAGAGCCUCCACCGGAGCCUCAUUUUUCUGCUUGUCCACCUGUACCACCACCUCCCAUGCAAGUGUCCGUUCCAAGAGUUCCACCACGUGGUUGGUUUCCCGUUGAAGAAGAAAUGAGUCCACGGCAAUUAAACAGAGUGGGUCCACCCAAGGAGUUCCAUUUGAAUACGGAGCCUCUUCCGACAGACAAGAAUCGGGGUCAUCAUCCUCCUCCUUUUCUCCCAAAAGUGGAACCUUUGAUUCCUCCUGGUAGAGUUGUCGAAAGCCAAAGGUUGCCGAAGGAGGCAUUUCCAAGAGAAGAUCAAUUGAUAUUAAAUCAAUCAGCGCCUGAUUAUCAGUCUUUUUUGGGUGGAGAUGGCCCUGUACCUCAGCCACUUUCAUCAAAUAAAGAUUUCGAGUUUGAAGCUGGACAGAUUGGUCCCUACCCUGAAACAUGUACAGGAGCGUUACAAGAAAUCGCGUUCAAGUGUGGGACAAAGGUGGAGUACAAGCAAUCUAUAUUAUCAAGCACAGAAUUACAGUUUCUUGUAGAGGUCUUGUUCGCAGGGGAAAGAGUUGGCGAAGGAGUUGGUAGAACAAGAAGGGAAGCACAACGCUUGGCUGUUGAAGGAUCUCUUUUAUAUUUGGCUGAUAAAUACUUGUCCCAGCUUAGGCCUGAAUCCGGCUGCGAGCCUGGGGAUGGGAAUAGGUUUGAUAGUCGAGUGGAUAACGAUUUCACUAGUGAUGUCAACUCCUUUGGGUAUCAUUCAUUGCCUAAGGAGGAUGGUGCCUUUCCAACAGUUGGCCCACCACCACAAAGGAUUUUAGAUCCAAGAAUUGAGGCCUCCAAGAGGCAUACAGGCCCAAUAGCUGCUCUUAAAGACUUGUGUAUGAUGGAGGGCCUUGGUGUAGCAUUCCAAACUAAGUCGCAAUUUUCAGCUAAUCCUGCCCUGAAAAACGAGGUGUACGCUGAGGUUGAAGUCAAUGGUCAAGUAUUGGGCACAGGAAUUGGGCUUACAUGGACUGAAGCUAAGUCAGAGGCUGCUGAAAAGGCUCUUAUAGCCUUAAAAUCCAGAAUCGGUCAGUUUCCUUACAAGCGUCAGGGCUCUCCAAGAUCCAUGCAGGGUUUUCAAAGCAAAAGGUUGAAACCAGAUUUUCCUCGAGUUCCUCAACGUAUGCCAUCAACCGGCAGAUAA
This is a messenger RNA of Striga hermonthica, 2865 nucleotides long. The record is from the annotation of a GenBank genome assembly. NCBI's taxonomy places the organism in Eukaryota, Viridiplantae, Streptophyta, Magnoliopsida, Lamiales, Orobanchaceae.